Molecule: messenger RNA, 510 nt
Organism: Hymenoscyphus albidus
Lineage: Eukaryota; Fungi; Ascomycota; Leotiomycetes; Helotiales; Helotiaceae
Source: the annotation of a GenBank genome assembly
AUGCAACUUGUCAAAUUCUCAACGACUAUUCUCUUCCUGGCCCUCCUUCUCUCCACCAAUGCAUUUCCUGUUUUUCUCAGCGAUUCAUUGAGUGAAGUUGAACUUCACCAGUCCGGACCAGAUACGGUGUCACUGGUGACCCGGUUUAAUAAGCCUGUGGUCAAUAAGCCACUCCCGAAAUCAUCGACUCCUUCGACUGCCCCGAAGAGUAACCUUCUCGACAAAAUCAAGAACAUUUUCUCGAGAGACACCGAUGCUGUACUCGAAGUCCGGUUUAACAAGCCUGUGGUCAACAAGCCGCUCCCGAAACCAUCGACUCCUUCGACGGCUCCCAAGACUGGCCUUCUAGACAAAAUCAAGAACAUUUUCACGAGAGAUAUCGAUAAUAUACUAGUGGCCCGGUUUAGACAACCUUUAGUCAGAAAGCCACUCCCAGCUCCAACACCAUCAACUCCCUCGGCAGCUCCUAAGACUAGCCUCCUCGAUAAAAUCAAGAAUAUUUUCAUCUAG